AACAGAGAUGAGAAAUAUACCUUGACCGUUUUUUUUGCUUACGUUUUACCGCCGUGCGCAAUAAACCCCGCUUCAAUAUUUGUGCGCUCAUCCUGCUGUCUGUGUUUACGAUCCGUUGGAAAGAGCUACCUGGAGUUACCAGUUUAAUGUAAAACAUAAAGCAGCUGACAACUAUUAUCCUGAAGUAAGAUGGUUUCGUCGUUGUGCUACCUCAUAUUUCCCGUCAUCUUGGUCAUGGGACUCCUGCGAAAAUGUCGAGAGUCUACUUGGGGGAGAUGCCAAAGCCGUACACCAUUGCAGGGACGUGUUUUCCUUGUCACUGGAGCUAAUUCUGGCAUCGGUAAGGAAACUGUCAGAGAACUAGUCAGAAGAAAGGCACGAGUCAUUAUGGCAUGUCGCAACCUCCAAAGUGCACGAGAUGUUGUUGCUGAAAUCCGAAAAGAUAUUCAGACUGGCGAGCUGAUUCCUAUGGAGUUGGAUCUCAGUUCGUUCAUUUCGAUAAGACACUUUGCUCUAGAAGUAUUAAAAACUUUCUCAGAAAUUCAUGUACUGAUAAAUAAUGCAGGUGUAUAUGCACCUUUAAAAGAUCGCUGUCUGACUAAAGAGGGAUUUGAAAUACAUUUUGGAGUCAAUCACUUGGGGCAUUUUCUUCUAACAAACUUGCUCCUUGACCGACUGAAAGAGAGUGCUCCUAGCAGAAUUGUUGUCGUUACAUCGAAGCUGCUAGAAUCUGGUCAGAUAGAUUUUUCAAACCUGAACGCAGAAAAAGGUUUGUCAGCAAAAGGACGGAUGAAUCCAGGCUAUUGUAACUCAAAAUUAGCAAACGCUUAUUUUGCUGCCGAGCUUGCUAAAAGAACUGAAAAUACGGGUGUCAGCGUUUAUUCUGUAUGUCCAGGAUUCACAUACACGGGCCUCUUUCGAAAUGUAAAACGUAGCUGGUUCCACUAUGUGCUUUUUUCCCCAGUUGCUUUGAUGUUUCUUCGAACUGCAAAUCAGGGUGCUCAGACUGUACUCCACUGCGCAACAGAACAAUCAUUAGAGAAUGAGAGUGGAUGUAUUUACCGUGACUGUAAAAUCUAUGAACCUAAGAAAAAAUUGGACCCGGAGAUAGCUGAUCGUUUGUGGAGUGUCAGUAAUGAGCUGAUAAACGUCUCAUAAAGAGGCCUCCUGUGAACUGUAUGCUGAGAUGCAUGAAGAAAAUCUUCAUUUCAAUUCGAAUUUCAUAAAAAAUGUUUGAUAAGUGGUAAGUGAUCACGUUUUAGAAAUAUUUUUAGAAAGCCAUAGGGUCGUACAUCCCACAGUAGGGCAAGUCUAUUUCUUUUUAUCGAUUACCAGAGAUUUUCGAUUUUCUCAUAGGAUUGUUUAUUGACUGAUGAAAGUGAUCUCCAUGCAAGGCUGUACUACAAGUUAUUUGUAGACUUAGAUUUAAGAACAUAUUACGAUGUUUUUCUGUGUCAUUUUUAGCACCAGACUAAUCGCUGUCAGACAUGCGUGUAGGUAACGAAAUUUACCGGAUUUGAAUUGUAAAUGUUUCGGGCUCUCUAGUCCACUGAAAAUUGCUCAUAGACCGAUCGGAGCGAAUACCAAGACCGUACUUUCGAUAAUCAAUUUAUACACUACACGUAAAAAUUAACGGGUCACGCUAUUUCUGCUCCGAAAAAAGCCCGAUUUCAUAUCCUUAUAGCUCAAUGCGUACUCGGCAUAUCGUUGCGAAGUUGAGAGUUCACUGUGCGAUUUUGACAUAAGUAACACAAGAUAGAACAACUUGUGAAAAAAGCUGCAUUUUUUAGCGACUUUCUACGCCAAUUAUUCGUUGACAAUGAGUUGCGAGGAUUUAGAAUCAGGCAUUUUUCAGAACAGAAACAGGGUAGCCCGAUAAUUUUUCCGUGCAGAAUAUUUUUAGCGUGUAAUUUAUGAGUAAUUGUUUGAAAUAAGCAAUAAAACGCUGUUCAAUAA
Molecule: messenger RNA, 1956 nt
Organism: Athalia rosae (coleseed sawfly)
Lineage: Eukaryota; Metazoa; Arthropoda; Insecta; Hymenoptera; Athaliidae
Product: retinol dehydrogenase 12-like
Exons: 5
Coding region: 190-1158 (322 amino acids)
Source: RefSeq, a predicted model, not a curated record